UCUCUCCUCGCCACCUGCUCCGGUAGCUGUCACCAUCUACAUGCUACCGAUCGUUUCUCAAACAUCUACAUCCAGAAGCUGUUCGUGCUCUCUGCGAGGGCAUGGCUCGUGCUGAGAGGGAAGCGCUUGCAAGAUUGAGGAUUGAUACGGCAUUCCCUCGCCGUCAAAAAUCAGGGUAUGCUCACAAGUCUGGGACAACAGUGAAUGAGGAUGGAGUCGAAGACUUUAGCGAAAUCGGCUUGGACCGUUCGGGGCGCAACGGUCAUGGUGCUGAUGAUGAGAGUGAAGUACUGAAUGAGCUGCAUACCGAGACGUCUCCAAUCUCUGUCCCGCGGGCCGGUGAUCAUCCUUCAAGCGUCCAUGGAGACAUAAGUUACUCCCAUAAGCCGGGGGAUGUCCGUCCCUCGCCAAUCGAAACCUUCCUGCAAACCCGACGACCUUCCAUCAGCUUUGAUCCGCAUGUGAGACUCGAAUCGGGUGAUCAUCAUGUGUUGCAGGAACCAAUGGUUAAGCGCAAUGAGGAAGGCAGGUCAACAUCCAAGGCCCAGAUGCGACCGUCUGGCCUGCGGACAGCGCAAUAUCAGCAAGAUACACCUUCCAUGAACGACAAGGAAGCGAGUCCGCAUUUCAGCCCCAGAAGGCGGGAAAGACAGCGUCUUUUCCCUACCGGCAGUUCUCGUGUGAGUUCUCUGCAAAGUCCUGUCGAAGACAACUUGGUCGGCUGCGAGCUGGAUCGCCCUACGUCCCUCACUUCGAUUUCCACCGCUUCCCCGCUCACGGAGGAGCUGCGGACUCCACCAGAAGGGCCUCGUGAUAUGCUUCUGUCGCCCUUUGCUGUCGCAUCACCUGUGCAGCGGUCCACUUCGCUAGAUGAUCCUAGCCUAUGGGCAGAUAGCCUUCCGACGCCAUUUAGCAACAAGCCAAGAAGUUACACAUACGACCGCAAUGGCAGCCUACGACAGUCGAUGCGUCACUCUCGUCGCUCCACUGCCUCCAGCGGCAAGUCUCCGGCCAGCACAUUUCUUUCGAUGUGGAGCAGUCGUGAAGAACCAGCUCCUCAGCCAGAUGAUGAAGGCCAAAUGGUCGGCACCGAGUACGUGCUUGGCAAGCAGAUAGGAUUCGGAGGUUUCAGUGUUGUUAAGGAGGCUUACAAGGUAGAGGAAAGUGGCGAGACUAGGCGGCUCGCUGUCAAAAUUGUCCGAAAACAAGUGACUGGCAAGAGUGAGCGUGAGAAUGACCAGGUCCAAGCAGAAUUUGACCAUGAGGUCCGCAUCUGGCGUUACCUCAACCAUCCCAAUGUCUUGACACUUGAUGCCGUGUACGAGACCGACUAUGCCACCUUUUGUUUCACCAAGUUAGCUAUCGGCGGGACUCUAUUUGAUGCGGUUCGUUCGAAUCGCCAAGGUCUUGACAUGAAGCUCGCACAGAAGUAUUGCUAUCAACUGGCGUCUGCUAUUCGAUAUCUGCACGAGGAUGCCCGCAUUGUGCACAGAGAUAUAAAGCUGGAAAACUGUCUUUUAGAUCCAGUUGUGUUGCCAGAUGGAACUAAAACUUCCAAUCUGGUGCUGUGCGAUUUCGGGAUGGCGGAGUGGAUGAGCACUGAUAACGGUGGCAGCUCCCCCGACCCAUAUGACAACGCUGCUGACCGUCCGCCCCCCAAGACCAUUGGUCCGUCUGACACGAGUACGAGCAUAGCAGGAAGCCUGGAAUAUGCUUCUCCUGAACUUCUUUCGUCGACUGGAGGUCUCAUCGACCCUGCCGUCGACGUAUGGGCGUUUGGUGUUGUUGCCUACUCUGUUGUUGUGGGAUCCAGGCCGUUCCAAGACCCUUUCUCGCCACGGGUCACCUCGAACAUCCUCAACGGGAACUGGAACCGAGAUGCUGUGCUGGCACGCGAAGCUCGCGGGCAGGGUUCUCGGGAUUGUCGAGAUGCCCUGGAGGUAAUCAACGGAUGCCUUGAAAUGGACCUUCGGAAGCGAUGGAACAUCAGAGAUGUUCUCGAUUCUAUGUGGUUGCGAGGUUGUUCCGACAGCGCCGGUAGCGUGGACGAAACGGUAUGGAAGCUUUAAGAGUAAACUGCCACC
Paecilomyces variotii is the source of this 2084-nucleotide messenger RNA. Its product is annotated as kinase-like domain-containing protein. The record is from RefSeq and is a predicted model, not a curated record. Gene Ontology annotation, biological process: intracellular signal transduction; protein phosphorylation; microtubule cytoskeleton organization. Gene Ontology annotation, molecular function: protein serine/threonine kinase activity; tau-protein kinase activity; ATP binding. The transcript has a single exon. Lineage: Eukaryota; Fungi; Ascomycota; Eurotiomycetes; Eurotiales; Thermoascaceae. The coding region runs from base 102 to 2069 and encodes 655 amino acids. Gene Ontology annotation, cellular component: cytoplasm.